AAAAUUUUCAUCAACACCACAAUCUAGUUAUCCUAUCCUCUUUUACAGUUCCUCACCCUAAAGAUGGCUGUCCUUAACAUUAUAAAAUUGAUUUUCGUAACGGGAGUUAUCUCCGGGAUCUUCACGGAGUUAACUGCGGGCCAGAAUUGCGGUUGUGCCGCUAAUGAGUGCUGUAGCGAGUUUGGCUUUUGUGGUCCAGCAGGAGAUCCUGCAUACUGUGGCUCGGGAUGUCGAGAGGGUCCUUGCACGCCUCCUACCGACGUUAACGUAGCCGAUAUCGUGACACCAGAGUUUUUUAAUGGAAUCCUUAAUCAAGGCGAUUGCCCAGGUAAGAAUUUCUAUUCGCGUGGCGCUUUUCUUGAUGCGCUCAGUUCAUACGAUCGCUUUGGUCGAGCUGGGACUCAAGAUGACUCGAAACGUGAAAUCGCUGCCUUUUUCGCUCAUGCAUCACAUGAGACUGAAAGGUUCUGUUUCACAGAAGAGAAAGAUGGAGCUACCAAAAAUUACUGUAACGAGACCGACAUACAAUACCCAUGUGCUCCCGGGAAGCUAUACUAUGGUCGAGGACCGUUGCAGUUGACAUGGAAUUACAAUUAUGGACCAGCCGGACAAGAAAAUAACUUUGAUGGUCUAAAUAACCCAGAAAUUGUUGCUAAUGAUCCAGCUGUUUCAUUCAGGACUGCUCUAUGGUAUUGGAUGAGAAGUGUCCAUAAGAUCAUAACUUCAGGCCAAGGUUUCGGUGCGACCAUCCAAGCUAUCAAUGGUGCUCUCGAAUGCGGCAAUCCUGCAGAAUCAGGCAAAGUCGACUCCAGGGUGAACUAUUAUACCAAUUACUGCACCCAACUUGGAGUGGCUCCAGGAGAUAAUCUUAGAUGCUAAGCCCAUUUUGUAAAUGAUCUCAUUAAGAUCAUUUAUUAAGCCCAUGGGUAGUACUGUAAUAGUAAUGAGCUUGGGAUAAAUAUUUAUGAAGAAAUAAUGAGAUGUAUGAAAAUAAACUUGGGGUGUAGCGUGGUUUC
Papaver somniferum (opium poppy) is the source of this 1016-nucleotide messenger RNA. Its product is annotated as endochitinase EP3-like. Gene Ontology annotation, molecular function: chitin binding; chitinase activity. The record is from RefSeq and is a predicted model, not a curated record. Bases 64 to 879 code for a protein of 271 amino acids. NCBI's taxonomy places the organism in Eukaryota, Viridiplantae, Streptophyta, Magnoliopsida, Ranunculales, Papaveraceae. The transcript has 2 exons. Gene Ontology annotation, biological process: carbohydrate metabolic process; chitin catabolic process; cell wall macromolecule catabolic process.